AUGUCUAGCAUGGAAACACCAAAGAAAAGGCGGCCAAGUGAACGCUGGACCUCAUUCGACAAUUGGGAUUACGAUGGGAUGAAGGAGCGCCUUGAAAGGUUCAUGGCGUCGAUCAACAACCCCGCGUUGGUAGAGCAUGCCAAAAUCGUACUCAACUCUCCCGUGUCGAUGAGCGAACCAUUCUCAGCUGGGCAGUACUGGUGCUGUUUUGAACUUGUCGCGCCUGAUGGUCGCCUCAUCAUUGCCCGGGUGCGGCUGCCAAAGCACCCUGACAGCAAGACCAGCGAUAGCGAUGGCGCCGACGAGUACUUGAUUCGAUGCGAAGUCGCGACAAUGGGGUUUCUGCAGGCGAAUGUCACAACCAUCCCAUUCGCAACACUAUUCGCCUACGAAGCACCAGGUUCUGCCAAAGCUGUUAAAGUCGGCGCUACAUACAUGCUUAUUGAAGGAUUCUACGGAAACACUCUCCAGGAUGUUGACCACAGCAUUUACAACCUUCCUGUCUCUACUCAGGAGCGCAUUAUUACGCAGUGGACGUCAUAUCAAGCGGAACUUGCUGCCUUCACCUUUCCCUCGAUCGGCUCAAUCUCACAAUUUCCUACUGAGAAAGGCCCUAUUAUUGGCAAGCUCGCUACGGCUUCGAGUGAUGGUCUUCCCACCGCUGGGCCGUUCCAAUCCGGAUGGAGCUACUUCAAUGCCCUAGCAGAAGCUCGACUCACUCAGGCGCGGAAAGAGAAUGCAUCUAAAAUAUUCAAAGACCCCGACGACCAAGGACCCUUUCAUUUCAACCACAUGGACAUGGGUAUACAGAACAUUCUUGUCGAUGACGACUUUACCAUUCUCGCUAUAAUUGAUUGGGAACUUUCCCAAUCAGUGCCGUGGGCCGUUAACCAUUAUUCAAUGCCCAUCCCACUCAUCCAUUCUGAUGAGGAAAUCAGGGAGAUUCUUAAUGACCCCGGACACAUCGCCCAUCGCAACGUGUCACGCCAGGAAGCGACGAGAGCCAUGUAUCGCCGUAAAUUUAAAGAGGCGGAAGCAGCACUCAAGGAAAGAGGCCCGCCGCUUCGCGUCUCAAUUUCUGAGAUCCUGGAGGGGAAGGCGUCUAGGAUCUACGGAGUGUCUUGA
Messenger RNA from Scedosporium apiospermum, 1125 nucleotides. RefSeq lists its product as uncharacterized. The record is from RefSeq and is a predicted model, not a curated record. Lineage: Eukaryota; Fungi; Ascomycota; Sordariomycetes; Microascales; Microascaceae. The transcript is spliced from 3 exons. The coding region runs from base 1 to 1125 and encodes 374 amino acids.